ACUCCGGCCAGCGGCCAGCAGGCCGCGUUCAACAUCCCUGCUCCCACUUCUCAGGGCCCCGGCAGCAGAGCAGCCGCCAUGCGCAUCCCUGAAAGCCUCCAGGACCUGGCUAACAGGGAAGUUGUGCAGUUUCUGAAGAGGCCAAAGACGGUGGCACGGAUCUUCGGAGGGGUCUUCUCCCUCAUCGUCUUCUCCUCCCUGCUGACUGAUGGCUACCAGAACAAGACGAACUCUUCGCAGCUCCGCUGUGUGCUCAACAGCAACAACCUGGCCUGCAGCUUCGCUGAGAAAGCUGGCUUCCUGGCCUUCCUCAGCUGCCUGGCCUUCCUCGCCCUGGAUGCCCACGAGACCCACAUCACCAGCACCCGCUUCAAGAUGGCCUUCCAGCUCCUGGACUUCAUCUUGGCUGUCCUCUGGGCAGGCACCUGGUUCGUGGGUUUUUGCUUGCUGGCCAACCAGUGGCGGCAUUCACCACCCAAAGAGUUCCUCCUGGGGAGCAGCAGUGCCAAGGCUGCCAUCACCUUUGCCUUCUUCUCCAUCAUUGCCUGGGUAUUCCAGGCCUGCCUGGCCCUGCGGGACCUCCAGCAUGAAUUUCCCAUCCCCUACAAGCACUCCCUGGAUGAGGGCAGUGUGGUGCUGACCACCCUCUCCCCACCCUCUGCCACCAGUCCUGUCAAGAUGCCCACCACUGGCCCCAACAGCCUAAGUUCCGCCAGCUCUGCCCUGUCCACCUAUCUGACCCCAAAGGCCCCCAUCCUCGCUAUGAUGUCCGACAACUAA
This is a messenger RNA of Manis javanica (Malayan pangolin), 780 nucleotides long. RefSeq names its product synaptogyrin 4 (gene SYNGR4). NCBI's taxonomy places the organism in Eukaryota, Metazoa, Chordata, Mammalia, Pholidota, Manidae. Gene Ontology annotation, cellular component: synaptic vesicle membrane; neuromuscular junction. The record is from RefSeq and is a predicted model, not a curated record.